GUCGGAAACGCUCACCGCCGUCGUCGAUCUGUAUCACCACUGAACUCUGGAAAAGAAUAAUCAGAAAUAUUUUUGUAAAAUGAAUAAUAAAAAAAUUAAAAUUAUUGAGUGCACAAAAUAAAAUUUUCCAGUAAAACAUAUCAAACACAAAUUUCGCACAGAAUUUCAGAGCACAAAUCCAGGAUAAAAAUGAAUGAAUUAUGAACAGAAGAAGAAAAGGUGACAGCGACGACAAGUGACCUUAAGUAGACGAGAAGAAAAUAAUUUCAGCUAAAAACACAUAGAACGAGAGACAGGAAGCAGAAGUGACAAUACAAAAACAUUUCAAGUUUUAAUAAAAAUCAAGUGCAAGUGAGGUUUUUUUUACAAUAAUUGUGGAAUUUCGGAAGUGGUGGUUCAGUGAGUGGUGUUGAGGUCUCGUAUCUUUUCCGUUGUCGAGUGAAAUGGGAGGUUGUGUGGGACGUUAUAGUGGUGAUAAUGAAACAGUAAGUGUAUCAUCAGCCAGUGUAUCCAGACCGCCGACAGCAGGUACUCAAGUUGGUCCGGCACGCAAAAAUCGUCCUUUGUGUCAUGAGACAAUACGCUGGCGUUCAGAUGUUCCUCUGACAGAGGGCCAAUUGCGUUCGAAACGUGAUGAAUUUUGGGAUACAGCACCAGCCUUUGAUGGGCGCAAAGAAAUCUGGGAUGCCCUACGGGCAGCAACGACUGCAGCGGAAGCUUUAGACUUCCAGUUGGCCCAGGCCAUACUGGAUGGGGCCAAUAUUUCUGUGCCGAAUGGAUACCUAACAGAAUGCUAUGAUGAGUUGGGUACACAGUACAAAGUACCCAUUUAUUGUCUAUCAUAUCCUAUAAAUAUAGUUAAGGAGGAAAAUGGUCGUGAUUCACCUGCCGAAUUUUCAGAACCCGUCGAUGGUGGUACAGAGGUUUUCCUCAAACUGAGAAUAUCAUCAACAAUGUCAGAUGUUAAAUUACCUGUAUACUCCAAAGACACAGUGGGCCAAUGUAAAAAGAAACUACAGGCUGUUGAAGGUGUAGACGCUUGCUGUCAACGCUGGUUCUACAGUGGCAAACUAUUGGGCGAUAAAGUGCCGAUCGAAGAGUGCAACAUACAAAACGGCUAUGUGGUACAAGUCAUUGUAAAUACAGAACACUAUAACCAUGACAAUAGUACGAGUAUCGCCACUGCAAGCUAGCCAACAUUCAUCACCAUUCAGCACAAAGUGAACAACGCAAAGUUAACAACUUUACUAUCGGUGGCAACAAAUUGCAAUAAAGUAUAUCAUCAUUUGUCGCCAGCCAGCAAUCAUCCUUAUCGCCAGCCUCAUCAGCAUCUGCAACAGCGUCAACAUCAGCGUCAUCAGCAUUAUCAAAAACUGGGCUAUUGCGUUGUAAUGCCACAGCCCGCUGUCCCGGCUCAAGUCACAGCGAUAACAACAACAUCGACAUCGUUUCUAUUGCGAACAACAAAAAUUGAUAGUGACAUUGCAUUUGUUGUUGGACAGAAGACUAAUAGGAAAUUGCCCUCUCUGGAUAGUAGUUGUUGUACAUUUGUGAAGAUAUCAUUAAUAGUUUUAUUGAUACUAUUGUUAAUCGUAAUGCAUUUUGUUGCAAUUUGUUGUUAAACUAUGAACGAAGGAAACAAGCAAAAGAAGAAAACACAAACACAAAUCAAAUGAUAAAUUUUAAGAAAUAUUUAAUAAUUUUUUUUAUGUUCUUUCCCUUCCAUCUCUUGCUCUAUCCCCCCGUCUACCCCGCAAUCCUAAUCCGUAACUUCCCAUGCAUCGUUUUAAAGUAAGGGGUUUUGCUCUGUUGUUCUGUUUGCGAGAUGUUUGAGAAACAACAGGCGAUGAGUACAAAACCAAAUUGAAAAGAAAAAUGGAUUAUUUUUUUAAAUUGUCUUUUGUAUAGCAAUUUUUUUAUUUAUAUUUAUAACAUUUUCUUUUUUUAAAUCUAGUUGUAUUCUCUACUUACUUGGUUUAUUAGCUCGAGUAAAAUUAAAUAAUAAUAAUAAUCUUACAAAAUAAUAAUAAAAUAAUAAUUAGAAAAUACAAAGCAACAACCACAACAACACAAAUAUUAACUAUUUUUAAGUGGGUAACAUAUUAUUAUUUGAAAUUUUUAUUUAUAAUCAUAACAUUUAACAAAAUCUAUCCAUACUCUUUUUUAUUUAAAAUUUAAAGAAAUUUAAGAAGGAAAGAAAUUAUAUACUUUAUUGCGUAACAAACAUGUACACAGCCAUAUUAAACAACAACAACAGCAAAAAUAAUAAUCAGAAAACAACCGAAUAAAAAACGAUAAAA
Messenger RNA from Musca domestica (house fly), 2300 nucleotides. Its product is annotated as ubiquitin domain-containing protein 1. The record is from RefSeq and is a predicted model, not a curated record. Gene Ontology annotation, molecular function: protein binding. Lineage: Eukaryota; Metazoa; Arthropoda; Insecta; Diptera; Muscidae. The transcript has 4 exons. The coding region runs from base 444 to 1193 and encodes 249 amino acids.